Messenger RNA from Trypanosoma theileri, 1965 nucleotides. RefSeq names its product microtubule-associated protein, RP/EB family. The coding region runs from base 1 to 1965 and encodes 654 amino acids. NCBI's taxonomy places the organism in Eukaryota, Euglenozoa, Kinetoplastea, Trypanosomatida, Trypanosomatidae. Gene Ontology annotation, biological process: regulation of microtubule polymerization or depolymerization; spindle assembly; protein localization to microtubule plus-end. The transcript has a single exon. Gene Ontology annotation, cellular component: microtubule organizing center; microtubule plus-end; spindle midzone. The record is from RefSeq and is a predicted model, not a curated record. Gene Ontology annotation, molecular function: microtubule plus-end binding.
AUGUCUUCUUCACUCCGUGUAGUGCCAUCGAAAGACUCCCGCACAGAACUCUUAGCGUGGCUCAAUGAGUUACUCCCCACCACCGCCGCCAAUGGAUCUACACUACCACGAUUACACAAAGUGGAACAAUGCGGUAAUGGCGUGCCGUACGCCGUUCUUCUUCCAUUAAUGUUGCCAGUCCAAUAUCCUCCACUCAACACACGUGCCAAAGUACCCGCCAAACACGAUUUUGAGUCGGCGGCGAAUUUGAAACUCAUCACAGACGCAUUACAGAAGAAUGGCAUUCCUCGACCGGAUGUAUUAACAGACGAUACGGAUAAACUUAUUAAAGGGGCUUAUCAGGCAAAUCUGCAAUUACUGCAAUGGUUCCGUGGACUCCACGAUGUCCUCGCCACUCAGCCAAGAUCACCGCAAUCACUGCAAUCACCACCGCAACCACUUCUCCCACCACAGCCACAACCACAACAGCGAAUAUAUAAACCAUCAAAUGAACGCGAAGAAGAAGAUGGAGAGAUGUGGAAUGUAUCGGGACUGGAGACUUCACAGCGACACCCCUCCAUACGAGAGAUGCGAGCCACAUCUCAUCACACCAACACUACUAACACUACAACUACUAUGACUACUACUAUUACUACUCGCCCAGAUGCGGGAAUGAUGAAUGGCGCUACCAUUACGCAUAUUACUGCUGGAGGAGGCAAAGGUCCGUCCGUCUCCUCCUCCGCCGGGGACCCUGCGGGCCAUUAUCAUCCUGCACACACGCCCACCAGCGGGGGCUGCACUUCAUCCGCCGCUGCACUGCCGGAGUCCACGCGGAAUAACUCCGCACGUCUGCCGGGCUCCGUCACUUCCUCCAGAGCCGUGCGGCCGUCGACGGGGGAGUUGACAUCAUCCCGCAAAGUCAACACGCGAUCGCCGCAGCAGCGCAGCAACUCCGCCCAGCGACAAGUGUCACCGUCGAGAGUAAAGACCGCCGCCUCCGCAGGAGCCACACCCACCGCUAAUGCCGCAAGAAGAGCAAACACCACAACAAGGAGAGCCACUAAUACUACUACAACUACAACAGGGGCAAUAGGACAACAACAACAACAACAGGGGUCGCGAACUUCACGGAGUCCUUUACGUGUGGGUGCAGUUUCUGCGGGUGGGAGUACACGACCGGCAACCUCCUUAUUGCGACCUCAAAAUGGUAAGAUCAAUACGACUAGCAAUAAUAAUAAUAACAAUAAUAACAAUAGUAGUAUUAAUAAUAACCCUAAUAAUAAUAAUAAGAUCAGUAGUAGUAGUAGUAGCAGUAUGAAUGGUGGAAUGUCUCAACGUGAACCCGAUACAACGUUAACGGAUCGAACAAGUGGAAGUGGAAGAAAUGGCCUUCCGACAAAUACCGGAGAUCAUGCACCCAUCAUUGCCGUCAUCACAUCUCGCCGGGAAGGCCCCGCUUCCCGUCCAGUUCUUUGCAAUAGCAGUACUAGCAGUUAUAAUAAUAACAAUAAUAAUAACACAUCUUCUCACAAUCCAAAUACCAUUCCCAAUGAUGGAAUGCGUAAAAACAGUGAAGAGGCGUCUGCUUCUGUUUGUUCGCCAAAGAUCCGUUCAAAGGGUGUACAAUACUCCAUGCGUAAUGCCACCACUCCCAAUUCCAGAUCCACAUGUGCAUCACCGAAUAUUCGCAUGCAUGGAGGGAAGGGUGGUGAACGGAAUGCCACCUCACCGGCGUUAUUAACACAAUCCAAUCCAAGUGGAAAGCGACGAACACAAUCUCCAUGCCGUGUGGGGAUGCGAUCGAAGAGUGAUGCUGAAGUUACAGUGGAAAUGCUCACAACGGUAGAGAAUGAAAGACAAUUUUAUUAUGAUAAACUGCGACAAGUGGAGUUGUUGCUAUUACCGAUUGUGGAGAGGGGGAGCUAUAGUGGAGACACACGGAGUUUGGCAUCUUCUCUCUUAGAUAUACUCUACGCCACAGAUUAA